AUGGCUUCAUUAACUGCAACUGGAUCAUCAUCAUAUCCAUGGAUCCACUCUUCUCCUUCUGCUUUAAAAUAUUCAAAAUACCAAUCCUGCCAUCCUCCUCCUUGCCGCGUGGUUUGCCAUGGAGGAAGAUCAGGACCUCCUCCUUCAGUAACAGCUGACUUCAAAUUUGCUUUGCAUGAUGCCUUGGAUUCUUCUGGAAUCGACACCACUCGUGCCAGAGAAGCAAGGCAAAAUUUCAUGAAACAAAUUGAAGGGUUAUCAACUAUUGAGAGGGAAGUCAGCAUUAGCAUUAAUAGACAAGUUGAUUUGGCGAAAACAGCUAUUUAUAUAUCAGCUGAGGACUUUGCUCUCAUGUCAGAGUCUUCACUUCCACUUCCUGUGGAUCCUUUUAUGGAAAAACUGUUUGACCUUACCAUGGAGUUCUGCAGAAACAACAAGGCUUUGAGGUUACCGCCAGAGGCUUUUUUGGAUAGCUUACACAAGUUUUUGUAUGUCAAGAAGACUGUGGAUUUAUGCGAUAUGGUUGUUUCUAAUCAGGGUUUCCUAAGGAACAAUGUGAGAAGUCGAUUGGAUCCGCAUCCUUUGUAUCUUCACUCUGUUCUGACAUAUCAGUCAGGUUCACCUUAUAUGCUUGCACUUAUAUACUCUGAAAUCCUGAAAUCGCUUCGAUUUUGGAGCCUUUUGGACUUUGAUUGUGAGAUUUUCUUCCCACACGACCGUUACAGUCUUCCGAGGGGCUAUCAUAAGCAGAAAAGUAUGGAGUCUGACCAUCCACACAUAUUGACAGUGCAAACUCUGUUAGAGCAGGAUUCUUCCUUACAAAAGCGAGCAUCCAAAAAAUUAAGCAUCUUGGAGGACGAUGCUGUGGAGAAAUUGAUGAUGCGCCUCAGCCUCAUUUCAAUGGAGGAAGGUAAUAUAGUUACUCACCCAAUGGCUCCAAUGGCUGCAAUUAUAUCAACAACACCACCACCAUCAAUACCAUCUUCUUCUUCAUCAUCUUCGAUAUUUACAAAAUACCAGUCCUGUCCUUCUCCUCCUCCUCCUCCCCGUGUGGUUUGCCGGGGAGGAUCCCAACCUCCUCCGUCAGCAACAACUGACUUCAAAUUCGCUUUGCAUGAUGCCUUGGAUUCUUCUGGAAUCAACACUUCUCAUGCCAGAGAGGCAAGGCAAAAUUUCAUGUCACAAAUUAAAAGAUUAUCAAGUAUAGAGAGGGAAAUCAGCAUUAGCAUUAAUAGACGUGUUGAUUUGGGGAAAACGGCACUUUAUAUAGCAGCUGAGGAUGAUUCUCUUAUAUCACACUCCUCGGUCGCUCUCCCAGUGGAUGCUUUCAUCGAACGACUGGAUGAUCUUUCCAUGGGAUUCUGCACUAAUAAUAGCUCUGCGUUUAAGUCGUCACCAGAGAAGCUUCUGGGUAGUUUGGAGAAGUUUUUGUAUGUCAAGAAGGGUUUCAGAAGGAGCAUUAUGAAAAGUCAAUUGGAGCCACGAGCUCUGUAUCUUCACUCUGUUUUGACACAUCGAUCAGGUUCAGCUGUCAUGCUUGCACUUAUCUACUCGGAAAUCCUUAAAAUGCUUCGGUUAUGGAGCCUUUUGGAUUUUGAUUGUGAGAUUUUCUUUCCACAUGACAAUCAUGGUCUUCCAAGAGGCUAUCAUAAGCAGAAAAGUAAGGAGUCUGAUCAUCCACACAUAAUGACAUCGCUUACUUUGUUGGAGGAGAUUUUGAGAAACUUAAAGGAGGCUUUCUGGCCAUUUCAACAUGAUCAGACCAAGAGUUUAUUCUUAAGGGCAGCAAAUGCAGCCAAUUGUAUUGAUAUAUCAAAAACUUUUGAAGAAAGUGGUGCUCAGCUUGCAUCUGCAAAGGCUGCUCAACAUAGGCUAGACCGUGGUAUUUGGACCAGUGUACACUUUGGGGACAUGAGGCGUGCAUUAUCUGCUUGUGAGCGUUUAAUACUCCUUGAAUCUGAUCCUAAGGAACUAAGAGAUUACAGCGUUCUUUUAUACCAUUGUGGAUUAUAUGAGCAAUCACUGCAGUAUCUGAAGCUGUAUCGAGAGAAGAUGGGCCCUUCCAUACAAAAGCAAGCAUCUGAUAAAUUAAGCAGCUUGGAGGAAGGUGCUGUGGAGAAACUGAUGAUACGCCUUAACCUCAUUUCAAUGGAGGAAGGUUGGAGCAAGCCCUCAUAUGUUAGAAAUUUUCUUGGAAAUAACUCGGAACCAUGGUAG
Dovyalis caffra is the source of this 2217-nucleotide messenger RNA. Lineage: Eukaryota; Viridiplantae; Streptophyta; Magnoliopsida; Malpighiales; Salicaceae. The record is from the annotation of a GenBank genome assembly.